AACCCUACAUCUGUAUUGGACCUGGUGUAGAUCUCUUUUCCAAUUUAUAUAUACAUAUAAAUAUAAAAAAAAAAAAAGAAUAAAAUUGGUAAUCAGUAUAAACGGAGGUUUGGGUUCCCCCCAGCUUUCUCAAAUCUCAAAUCUCAUCUCGUUCAGUCUCUCAAAGUCUAGGCCAUGUGGACAUCACCCGAUGGAAACAGCAAUAAUAACACCAGCAGGCUCACUUGCUCACCCUCCGACUCCGACUCCGACUCCGACUCCAAAUCCAAAACCAAAUCCUCCUCCACAUGCUCUUCUUCCUCGCUUUUCUCACCCUCCUCUCCCACCCCCAUAACUCCUUCUCCUCCCUCUUUCCCUGAUUCUUCCAACACCACCAGAAAACCCAUGGAAGAAGUGUGGAAAGAUAUCACUCUGGCUUCUCUCCAUGAUCACCACUCCACCUCCACCUCCACCACCCUUCAGGAAUUCUUGGCCACGCCUUUCCAUAAAGACCCGUCAUCUGACCCUUCCUCCUGCGCCUGCGAAAUCUCUUUCCUCGGGGCUCUGCCUCCUCCUCCGGCGGGUAUUAUGAGCUUGAAUAAUUCUGGGUCUGGGUUUGAAUGUCGAUUCCUGGAGAGCAAUACUUGUGCGGGUUCGCUCCAACCAACCCCGCAAUUGCAGACCGCCACUAUGGCCCCUUUGGUUGUUGCUUUAGAUACUCUGCGUUCUUCUUCCGUGUGUCCUACUGAUUCCAAGAAAAGGCCCCAAGAAAAUGGCGACAAUUCCACUGAUCGUCGACAUAAGCGCAUGAUCAAGAACAGGGAGUCAGCGGCUCGGUCCAGAGCCAGAAAACAGGAAAAGCUUCCUUCCUCUCUCUUUUCACUUUUUUUUUUUUUUGGUUAAUUGCAUGUUGAUAAAGUAAUUUUUUUUUAUAAAAAAAUUAAAUAAAAUUUUAUCUCAACAGUGAUGGAUGCUAAGAACUAAUUAAUUAAUUUAUAUUUUGCAGGCUUAUACAAAUGAGUUGGAACUUGAAGUGGCCCAUUUGCAGGAAGAGAAUGCUAGGCUGAGAAGGCAGCAAGCAAA
Ziziphus jujuba (common jujube) is the source of this 1062-nucleotide messenger RNA. Its product is annotated as protein FD-like. Bases 175 to 882 code for a protein of 235 amino acids. Lineage: Eukaryota; Viridiplantae; Streptophyta; Magnoliopsida; Rosales; Rhamnaceae. Gene Ontology annotation, cellular component: nucleus. The record is from RefSeq and is a predicted model, not a curated record. Gene Ontology annotation, biological process: positive regulation of DNA-templated transcription. The transcript has a single exon. Gene Ontology annotation, molecular function: DNA-binding transcription factor activity.